AUGGCAGUGAACCAGAGCCACACCGAGAGCCGUCGUGGGGCCCUCAUCCCCUCUGGCGAAAGUGUCUUGAAGCAGUGUGAGGAUGUGGACCUCUGCUUCCUACAGAAACCAGUGGAAUCCUAUCUCUUUAAUGGUACAAAGAAAGGAACGUUGUUUCUCACUUCAUACCGGGUGGUCUUCGUGACAUCACACUUAGUCAAUGACCCCAUGCUUUCCUUUAUGAUGCCGUUUGGCCUGAUGGGUGACUGCACCAUUGAACAACCAAUUUUUGCCCCCAACUACAUUAAAGGAACCAUUCAGGCAGCUCCGGGUGGUGGCUGGGAAGGACAAGCUGUUUUUAAGUUAUCCUUCAGGAAAGGAGGCGCCAUCGAAUUUGCCCAACUGAUGGUAAAAGCUGCCUCUGCUGCUGCCAGAGGAAUUCCACUUGGAAGUGUAAAUUACUGGUUUGACACUUCAGGACUGUACAUAAUUACUGUCCCAGGGGCUGCAGUGUGCUCCCCACAGACAUCUUGUCCAGCAUAUCCAGUUGUGAUCUAUGGACCCCCACCACCAGGAUAUGGAGUCCAACCAGGGGAAUAUGGAACUCCACCAGAAGGAUAUGGAGCCCAACCAGGGGGAUAUGGAGCCCCACCUGUGGGAUAUGGAGCCCCACCUGGGGGAUAUGGAGCCCCUCCUGGGGGAUAUGGUGCCUUACCUGGGGGAUAUGGAGCCCCAUCUGCAGGAUAUGGAGCCCUAUCAGUUGGAAAUGAAGCCCUACCACCAGCAUAUGAAGCUCCAUAUGCUGGAAAUACAGCUGCCUCUCACAGAUCUGUGGCAGCUCAGCAGGAGACUUCUCUUCCCUCUACCUCAUCUUCUCAGGUCCAUUUACCACCUUCUCAGAGUUAAACCUUGAAGACUCACCAAGCAAAGGGCACCCUAAAACUGAAGUCACAGUAAGAAGGAAGACUCAGGUAGGUGGUUGAAGUCCCAUCCCAUGUAGUUAUCAUACCCUUUGGAAGGGCAACCUUAGAGGGAAGAUGAAGCUUUACUU
Messenger RNA from Dama dama (fallow deer), 1030 nucleotides. RefSeq names its product WBP2 N-terminal like (gene WBP2NL). The coding region runs from base 1 to 885 and encodes 294 amino acids. Gene Ontology annotation, biological process: positive regulation of DNA-templated transcription. The transcript is spliced from 6 exons. Gene Ontology annotation, molecular function: chromatin DNA binding; transcription coactivator activity. Lineage: Eukaryota; Metazoa; Chordata; Mammalia; Artiodactyla; Cervidae. Gene Ontology annotation, cellular component: nucleus. The record is from RefSeq and is a predicted model, not a curated record.